AAAUAUUCCUUGCUUCCGCCAACUAACGAACUUCCUCUCUUUCCUCUUUCCCCACCAUUUUUAACGCUGCAAACUUUAGAGUAUCCCAAUAUAGCUCCGAAAUUAAUUAAACUUCCGAGUCCGGAUCGGCGAUUCGGAUCUUCCGGCUCCCUCCACCAAUGUCUAAACAGACAUACAGUGUAUGUUUCUGUUUCCGUCGGCGGUUCCGCCUAGCUGAAGCCGAGGCUCCGGCGGAGAUUAAAAGCCUAUUCAAUCAAUACUCGGAAAAUGGGGUGAUGAGCGUCGAUAACCUCCACCGCUUCCUGAUCGAGUUUCAGAAGGAGGAGGAGGCUACGGUGCAGGACGCUCAGGCCGUCGUCGAUAGCCUCCAUCACCUAAAGCUUUUGCAUCACAAAGGUCUCAAUCUCGCAGCCUUUUUCAAGUAUGUCUCAGGCGGUGCAAAUUCUGCUUUUAAUCCUAAACUCGGGAUUCACCAUGAUAUGAAUUCUCCCUUAUCACACUACUUCAUAUUCACCGGCCAUAAUUCUUAUUUAACUGGCAAUCAACUAAGUAGUGACUGUAGUGAUGUCCCUAUUAUAAAAGCGCUGCAAAGAGGUGUUCGAGUAAUUGAGUUGGAUAUAUGGCCAAACUCUACAAAGGAUGAUAUUGAUGUUCUCCAUGGAAGGACCCUGACCACUCCAGUGGCACUUAGCAAAUGUUUGAGGUCUAUUAAAGAGUACGCCUUUUCUGCAUCCGAGUAUCCAUUGAUAAUAACUCUUGAAGAUCAUUUAACUCCAGAUCUUCAGGCUAAAGUGGCAAAGAUGAUCACACUAACAUUUGGAGAGAUGCUGUUUUGUCCUAACCAAGACAGUUUGACGGAAUUUCCUUCACCAGAAUCACUGAAAAAACGGGUUAUUAUAUCAACUAAACCACCCAAGGAGUACCUACAGACAAAGGAAGCUAACGAGAAGCCACAUAAAGAAAGCAGUUCAGAUGAGACUGAAGCUUGGGGAAGAGAAGUUUCAGACCUGACUACAAAAGAUAAUUAUGAUAAGGACGAUGCUGAUGAUGACGAAGAAGAAGACCCAAAGUCACAACAGAAUGGCACACCAGAAUACAGGUCUUUAAUUGCCAUUCAUGCUGGAAAGGGGAAGGGGGGACUUUCUGAGUGGCUGAGAGUUGAUAUUGAUAAAGUGAGACGGCUGAGUUUGAGUGAGCCACAGCUGGAAAAGGCAGUUACAACUCACGGAAAAGAAAUAAUUCGAUUCACGCAAGGAAAUUUGUUGAGAAUUUACCCAAAGGGGACACGCUUCAACUCCUCUAACUACAAUCCCUUAAUUGGCUGGAUGCAUGGAGCUCAAAUGGUGGCAUUUAAUAUGCAGGGUUAUGGUAGAUCACUUUGGUUAAUGCAAGGCAUGUUCAAGGCAAAUGGUGGUUGUGGAUAUAUUAAAAAACCAGACAUAUUGUUGGGAUCUAAUUCUUCUUAUGAUAUAUUAUUUGAUCCUAAUGCUCCAACUCAAACUACCUUGAAGGUCACUGUAUAUAUGGGCGAAGGAUGGUAUCAUGACUUCUGCCAUACUGAUUUUGAUGCAUAUUCACCUCCAGAUUUCUAUGUGAAGAUAGGCAUUGCAGGAGUUCCAGCUGAUGUGGUAAUGAAGAAGACAAAGACAAUAGAAGACAACUGGAUACCCACUUGGAAUGAGAAGUUUGAGUUCAGACUAACUGUUCCUAAAUUGGCUCUUCUCCGUUUAGAAGUUCAUGAGUUCGAUGCAUCCGGUAAAGAUGACUUCGCAGGCCAAACAUGCAUACCAAUAUCUGAGUUGAGACAAGGGAUCCGAACUGCCCCUCUCCAUGAUCGCAAGGGUGAGAAGUAUAAAUCUGUAAAGCUGCUUUUGAAAAUUGACAUUCUUUGACUACUCUGAUCUGUAUCUCUUUCUAUGUAUAUAUAUAUCUAUAUAAACGCGCACACUUUUAAAUACAAUACUCCAAAAAAAGAGAUGAGGUAUUGAACUAACUUUCC
Molecule: messenger RNA, 1999 nt
Organism: Cuscuta epithymum
Lineage: Eukaryota; Viridiplantae; Streptophyta; Magnoliopsida; Solanales; Convolvulaceae
Source: the annotation of a GenBank genome assembly